CAGCGAUCUAGGCCGCCGCCUCUCCUACUGCAUCUCCCUCGCUCUCGUCGCCUCGUUCGCUUCGCCUCCUCCCCGCCCCGCCCCGAGCCGAGCAGAGCGCAGCCCUAUCCGGAGCUGGGAUGGCGGACGCGAAGCAGCAGCAGCAGCAGCCACAGCAGGCGGCAGCGGCAGCCACCGGCGUGUGGAAGACGGUCAAGCCCUUCGUUAACGGCGGGGCCUCUGGGAUGCUCGCGACCUGCGUCAUCCAGCCUAUCGACAUGGUCAAGGUGAGGAUCCAAUUGGGUGAGGGCUCCGCUGGUCAGGUCACAAGGAACAUGCUUGCAAAUGAGGGUGUCCGUUCUUUCUACAAGGGUUUGUCUGCCGGAUUGCUGAGGCAAGCGACGUACACGACUGCUCGUCUUGGAUCCUUUAGGGUUCUAACUAACAAAGCAGUUGAAAAGAAUGAAGGGAAGCCAUUGCCUCUAAUUCAGAAAGCUUUUAUUGGUCUGACUGCUGGAGCAAUUGGUGCUUGUUUUGGUAGUCCUGCUGAUCUGGCACUCAUUAGAAUGCAAGCCGACUCGACCCUGCCAGCUGCACAACGACGCAACUAUAAGAAUGCUUUCCAUGCACUCUACCGUAUCAGUGCUGAUGAGGGAGUCCUUGCGCUUUGGAAGGGUGCAGGUCCAACUGUGGUGAGAGCUAUGGCACUCAAUAUGGGUAUGCUUGCUUCCUAUGACCAGAGUGUCGAGCUAUUUAGGGACAAAUUUGGCGCAGGAGAAAUUUCUACUGUUGUUGGAGCCAGCGCUGUUUCUGGAUUCUUCGCCUCAGCAUGCAGUUUGCCCUUUGACUAUGUGAAGACACAGAUUCAGAAGAUGCAACCUGAUGCUAAUGGCAAGUACCCAUACACAGGGUCUUUGGACUGUGCUGUGAAGACCUUCAAGAGCGGUGGCCCAUUCAAGUUCUACACUGGUUUCCCGGUGUACUGCGUCAGGAUUGCACCCCAUGUCAUGAUGACCUGGAUAUUCUUGAAUCAGAUCCAGAAGUUUGAGAAGAAGAUCGGCAUAUAGGAUUCCCAUCGGACGGAUACAGGGUUGACCGUUCUAUGCUAUUACUGCUGGACUCUGUAAUAACAUUCCAGCUGCUUUCGCACCAUGGUAGUUGGUUUUGGUAGAGACAAGUCUGUUACAAUUUUUUUACCUUAGCUUUCCAAUUAUUGUGUCGCAAUAAUCGAAUUAAUUGUUGCUGGGGGAUUUUUUUUGGGGGGUGGGUGGGUGGACAUGCAUUUGUUGGCUGGGAUGUAGCCAUGAGGAGAGGGGGAUACUACCUAGUUAUGCCAUUGAAUGGAAUUGGACCAUAUUUUAUACAGAUUUUUACCUUCAGUUCUUUUGAACUUAUUGCAUUUGGGACAUUGAUUUUUUUUGUAAUGGAAACGAUGGGAAUUGAUCAACUGUGAGAUUAUGUUCUCGGCCUGCUCGAGAUUGUACCUGAU
This is a messenger RNA of Zea mays, 1468 nucleotides long. RefSeq lists its product as uncharacterized. The transcript is spliced from 6 exons. The coding region runs from base 120 to 1046 and encodes 308 amino acids. The record is from RefSeq and is marked provisional. NCBI's taxonomy places the organism in Eukaryota, Viridiplantae, Streptophyta, Magnoliopsida, Poales, Poaceae. Gene Ontology annotation, biological process: transmembrane transport.